GCAGAUGAAUCGCAUAAGAUUAUGGGUUUAGGUGCUUGGUACAAGGCAUGCAUGGCUUUGCAGAAGCUUCAGGGGCUUUGUCUGACUGGCACCCCUCUCAUAAAUAAGCUAUCCGAUAUCCAACCCCAGCUCAGGUUUCUUGGGGUCACAGAUGAACGUGGUCCGGCUGCCGAAAGCACCGCUUUCGCUGUGCGCGGCAAACGGGGAUACUUCUCCAAGGUUUCUGCACACGUAGUCGCGGUAUGAUGUUGUUCCGCUAUGCGCAGUCAUUGAAAUGAUCCUUUUAUAGAAUCUUCUUGCGAAUUGUACGCGAUACAGGAGAAAGGUGGAUGUAAUUCAGCUUCCGAAUUUAGAAAUCAAGACUGUUCAUGUGUGGCAAACACAGGGGGAGAAAACGAUACACGAUUGGGCUCGUUCUGGCAUCAGGGAUUUCGAUAUGGCGUGGCUGAGAGCCAGGCAAGCAUGCGAUCACCCAUUACUACUCAUGGGCGCCUUGGGGCAGAUAAUCGAGGAGCAAGGCCUUGAUGCUGAUGUGACUUCUGAUGCAGUGGACAUGUACGGACGUGGUCUUGGUCCCAAUCCGGAAGUUCUCCCAUUAAGCCUUCAGCCAUUCGCUCGGCUGUUUGGACAUGCGUAUGUCUCAAGUAAAAUCCGCGCGGUGAUGGAUAUUAUCACAGGGGUACCAGAAGGCCAGAAGUGCUGCUUUAGGGACACGAUGGAUCUGCUGGAGGUCCAGAUGAAGAAACUGAAGAUAGGCGUGGACCAAUAUCACGGCGAACUCUCGACACAGCGACGUAUGGAAGUCCUUGAGUCUUUCGCGAACAAUUCCCGCAUGAAAGUGCUCCUGAUGUCCACUGAUGCUGGUGGUGUCGGACUCAACAUCACUAUCGCAAAUCAUGUCAUUCUCGUUAACCCGUGGUGGAAUCAUUGCAAAGAGAUGCAGGCUAUUUCUCGAUGCCACCGCUUUGGCCAGGACAAGACAGUUUUUGUGUAUAAAGUCAUCACACAGGACUCUGUGGAGACCGAUGUCAUAAAAUGUCAAGAGGAGAACAAGGAUAUCAUUGAAUAUGUACUAGACUUGAUUGCGCUUCCCCCUAUCCUCUGAGCUUGAGAGUGUGUUUUAUAACAUUACCGUACAUAUGCACAUCAUGGUGCUAUCAUUUCCCGCAACGUGUAUACCUGCUCCUGCAAAGUAGUCAUGUCAUUAAUUCGGGAUGACAGUAGCAGCCAUGCUGGUACGCUCUGACCACCA
Molecule: messenger RNA, 1252 nt
Organism: Suillus subaureus
Lineage: Eukaryota; Fungi; Basidiomycota; Agaricomycetes; Boletales; Suillaceae
Product: P-loop containing nucleoside triphosphate hydrolase protein
Exons: 6
Coding region: 437-1105 (222 amino acids)
Source: RefSeq, a predicted model, not a curated record